This is a messenger RNA of Schistocerca gregaria, 552 nucleotides long. RefSeq lists its product as uncharacterized. The transcript has 3 exons. The record is from RefSeq and is a predicted model, not a curated record. Gene Ontology annotation, molecular function: nucleic acid binding. The coding region runs from base 20 to 484 and encodes 154 amino acids. NCBI's taxonomy places the organism in Eukaryota, Metazoa, Arthropoda, Insecta, Orthoptera, Acrididae.
CCGGCCGGACAUACCAACCAUGAGCCAUACUGAAGCGGAUGCAGAAAAUGCGCAACCCGUCACCACUCAACCCCGAGACCAAAUUCCAAUCAUCAAAUUUUUCAAAUCUAAAAGUCUGUUUCAGCAAUUGGAUGCAACGAUGCGGCAACUCAACACCAAAGAACAAGUUAUCAUCUCUGGAUUAGAAUCUACGUUAAGCACUGUCGUUUCGGUUGCUCAAAAACUCAAAAGUCUUGGCUGUGCCGAGAUUUCAGAAAUUAAGACGGAAGUUAUCUUUAAUGAUGACUACCUCUACAAGCACAAAAUGUCGAUUGUUUUGACUCGUACUCCCAAUUUCAGCGAUGUAUAUGAAAAAAGACAAAUGCAGGCCGAGGAAACGAAACAAUUGAAAAAACAGCUAGCGGCAGCUCGCAUGGAAAGUCAGGAAUUUUUCAGGAGUCUUACCGAACAGCAAGGAACGGAGGAAGUGGCUCAAAAUUCAUAGAAUGCUGUAUACACUAAAACUCAGUGCCAAUAUAACUAUUAAAAUUAUAUUUCCUUCAUAGCAUAAAU